Molecule: messenger RNA, 354 nt
Organism: Trichophyton rubrum CBS 118892
Lineage: Eukaryota; Fungi; Ascomycota; Eurotiomycetes; Onygenales; Arthrodermataceae
Exons: 2
Coding region: 1-354 (117 amino acids)
Source: RefSeq, a predicted model, not a curated record
AUGAACGUGGCCCGACGGUAUAGGCUCGCUCCUUAUGAGAUGCUGAUAUUCCGUCCACACCAGUACAAAUCCAUCAGAGCCACGAUUUCCCCAAAGGCAAAUAAUACUGUCACAUACCCUGUAGUAGCGGUGGUCGAUCAGAGCCCGAUUUCCCUGAUCAUGGGAAUGAGUCCAGAAGCUUACCCCAAUGUCGAAUUGCUUUCAUCAGAGAGGAGCAGCUGGGUAGAGGGUAUUUUGUUCCAGGGUGAAGACGCCCCACGCCGGUAUAAGCAAAAAUUGGGGCUGACGGAGGAACUAGGGCCUAACACUUACUAUCGAUUGAUUGUCUAUGCUAUUUGUUUGGACACCCUUUGA